Molecule: messenger RNA, 3900 nt
Organism: Phytophthora nicotianae INRA-310
Lineage: Eukaryota; Oomycota; Peronosporomycetes; Peronosporales; Peronosporaceae
Exons: 1
Coding region: 40-1599 (519 amino acids)
Molecular function (GO): glycosyltransferase activity
Source: RefSeq, a predicted model, not a curated record
GCGUCCAUUUCUCCCUUCCGAGCCAUAAUCCUCUCCAGCAUGUCGUGGCGGGUGCGCGCGCUCGUGUUCCUGUGGCUGUGGCUCGGCUUAGCGGCGGCCUCGUCGGAGGUGCAGGUGGCCGACCAACAGCGGGACCCUCCGACUAGUCGCUUCGCCUACGUGACGGUACAUUAUGAAGGCACGGCCCGCGACGCAGAGUAUGUAUUGGGUGUACAGGUUUUGAUGCACUCGAUCAAGCUCACAGGCUCGCCAUACGACCUGGUGGUGUUGGCAUCCGACUCGGUGUCAGAGAAGAGUAAGGCGCUUUUCCGCUCUAUGGGCUGCCGCGUACUGGACGUAACCAACAUCGACAAUCCCUUCGUGGGGGGUACAUUGCUCAACAAGGGCUUCAUCUACACACUCAACAAGCUGCACGUGUGGAACAUGCUCGAAUACGAGCGCGUCGUGUAUCUGGACGCCGAUAAUGUACUGAUCCGCAAUGCAGACGAGCUCUUCUUGUGCGGAGAGUUCUGUGCUGUGUUCAUGAACCCCUGUCACUUCCACACUGGUCUACUGGUGGUCACACCGUCGGCUACAGAGUAUCAGCGACUACUGAACGCUCUGGGUCAUCUCGAGAGCUUCGACGGAGCUGAUCAGGGCUUCCUCUCGUCCAUGUACAGCAAGAUGCUGCGCAAAGCGAAGCUGUUCACGCCCAUGAAGUCGGCAUACACCGGUGUAGACCUGGAAGUGAAGAGAUCGGAGCCCGAACCCAAAGGUAUGCGACUACCGGUGGGAUACAACAUCAACCACAAGUAUUUCUACGAGCAAUACCAUUGGAAACUCUUCUACUUGCGCCAGUUUGCGUCCAUGACAUCGCCUAUUAGUCCCGUCAAGGUGGUGGUGGAGUCUGCACGACCCAUUCCAGCACUCACGGUCGGAUAUCCCAUGGCUUCUGUGCUCAAGCCGUGGUAUUGGUGGGCUGGGUUCUUCAUGGACUUACAUGCAGUAUGGCACGACAUUCGCGCGACGUUACCAGCUUCACAGGAGCAUUACGGAGGAGAGGAGGCGGUGAAGACACUGCUGGGCUUCUUUAGUUCACUGGCACUACUCACUGCUGCGCUAUAUGCACUAAAGAUUACUCUACCCAUGCGUCAGAUCCAGCAGCGAUGCACGGACUUGGCUAUGCGUAACAGCAGACAAGCCCGGUAUGCUUACAAGGCGUUCCGGAUAGCUCUCGUGGUGUUCGCCUUCCGUAUCGCUCCUGCGCGCGUGCAUCCAUUGGCUCCUGUGAAUUACGGCUACGGACUCAUGAUUUUCAUGAAUGUUUUCCUGCACAUCUACUUCGCCUGUGUGAUCUCCAACUUCUGGGAUCCUCAUCAGGAAGUAUCCAUGCCGCCAGUGCUCUACGUGACGCGGUUUUGGCUCUACGUUGCAGUUACAGCAGUUUUCGAGCUGUUUGUGGUCUGGUUCAGCACGUGGAGCGUGUUCCCCAACGUACUAUGGAGAUUGUUUUCGAUCUUCUGCUCUCUCGUCCUCUGCGCGUACUGGCAGGUCACUUACUACCGCGUUACACUUAACGCCGAGUAUGGAGGCAAAAAGGAACGACUCCGGAGUCUCUAGUCUUCGCACUUCAACGCACAAGGCGACAACGAUUGUAUGGACGUGGUAUACUACUGUGAUCAAGAUUUAUUAAGGCUAUGGAGGAGAGCCAGGUAGGCAUUGUCUUGUUCCAUGACUCUUUUGUUAUGUCGACCAAAGCCGGAAGGUGCAGUCGGAGCUGGAGGACGCCAAGAAGCGGCCGUUCGGGUCGAACUUGACGGACUGCAGACACAGCAACAGAUAGAUAUAUAACACGACAAGAUGGGCGGACACCCCAACAGAAGAGAGACAGGUGAGUCCCCGCCAUCUUGCAAAUAUGAAUAGAAAAGAACUGAAAAAUGCCGCAAAACGCACCUGGACUGGGCCCUCGUGGCCCUUUAGUUCCGUCGCGAGUGAUUCGGUUUUCAUGCUGAAGAGCUUGAUGGAUCCAUCGUCACUGGCUGCUGCGAGGAUCUUACCGCUGCGAUCGAAUGCCACGCUGUUGAGUGGAUGUUGUCCGCCAUCCAGUGAGCUUCGUUCGGCCACCAUACGCACGUCCCAGACCUUGACGAAGCCAUCGGCAUCACAUGAUGCUAUUGUAUCACCAGCAAGCGCGAAGGCCACACUAUUGCAGGCAUUCUGGUGACCAUAGAAGGUUUGCACGCAGAGACCUGAACGCAGAUCCCAAAUGGACACUGUCUUGUCCCCAGAACCCGUGCAGAUAUUCGUGGAGAAUGGCUGGAAACAGACACUAUUGACAGAGUCAACGUGGCCUCGGAACGUUCGACGGCAACGACCGGAAUGCAGAUCCCAGAGCUUGCACGUGUGGUCCAUGGAGGCGCUUACAAGGAAGUCACCGUCGUGGUGGAAUGCGCUCUCCCAGACUGGAUGUGAGUGAUCGGCUAAAGUCAGUGAACAAGCAGCUCCCACGAAGUCCCAGAGCUUGACGGUGUUGUCUCCAGAGGAGGUGGCCACGUGCGCUCCUCGUGGGUGGAAAGUUACGCUUGAAAGCCAACUGCGAUGGCCUUCUCCACUCAUGAUAAGCUCUCCAGCAGGAGCAGACCAGAGCUUCCAAGUCUCAUCGUCGGAAACUGUGGCCACAAUAGGAUUUUUUGGAUGGAAGGCCACCGCCGCUACAGAGUUGGCAUGAGCCUGACAACUUCGAGCAAGCUCCACACGUUCAGGAUUCACAGGCUCGAAGCGUUUGUCUACGAACGGAUUCGCAGCAUCAGGGUUGGGCAGCUUUGUGUCGGGCACGUCGCUCUUGGACUUACUCUUUUUCUUUUGCCCACCGGAAGCGGUCUUCGAGGAGUUCAGAGGUGCGACUGGAGCCACGACUUUGCCUUUUCCUGACGUAUUGGUUGCUGUCGACACUCCUCCAACAGCUUUAAGCUGCGCUUCAAGCGCCUCUGCUCUCGCUACUUGUCGAUCCCGUUCAAUUCGCAUGAGCAUCUUCUCCUUCAUGGAGUUCUCAUACUUGGCUUUAAGUUCUUGAAGCAGAGGCUCAUAAGCAGCCACGUGCUUUUCGAGCUUGCGGAUCUUGACUGACAGUGCUUCUUUCUCCUGCAAUACUCGUUGGUGAUGCAUCUUGUGGACAUCACGCUGGUGACGGAAUUUAUCCCACGUGCCUUUAGCCUUCUCGGUGAUCCUUCGUGUGUCUUCUAGCUGGCGUCUCAACUCCUUCACUUGGUCGUCUAACGCCUGGUUGCGCACGUAAAUAUCGGGCACUACGCCGACGUCGUCUUCGCGUAGUUUACCCUUGGCGAUAAACUCGUACCAUUCGUGAUUGAACAUGUCCAAUGUACGUGUGAGUCCCAAUUUAAUGAGGAAGUUCCGGAUAAAGUCGUCUACUACGGACGGACGCACUUGAGUGUGGACGCGCGUCAUUAUCGAUUGCUUGGGGCUGCCGGCAACGCUGCGUUCUGCACUCAUAUCAUCGUUGGAGGCGUUGGCAGAAGGCAACGAGACUGGUGCCGUCGUGUCUUGAGCUGAUGCUAUUGUAGAACGAUUGAGGUUUCGCAGCACUGCGGCAAAGUCUUCUUCAUCCCUAUCGUCGUCAUCGAGCUCGAGAGCUCCAUCGUCCACUGCUUCGUACUGAAACGUGUCGUCGUCGUCGUCAUCCUCUGCGAAAUGAACCUUCUCCAGCCGUACAAGCUCCUCCUUCUGCGGCAUCGUGGCGAUAUCAGUUGGACCUUACACAAACAACAGCUCGAAAUGGAACCGACACUCCUGUCUAGCGACUCUUCACAGUGCUAACGAAUACAUUUACCUUUAUCCUGUGGCACCAACGUUUCCAGUACUGGUGACAAUGAGCUACCUGUGCUUGGCUUCUUCGUCUAUCGU